Salvia hispanica is the source of this 1230-nucleotide messenger RNA. RefSeq names its product 12-oxophytodienoate reductase 1-like. The record is from RefSeq and is a predicted model, not a curated record. NCBI's taxonomy places the organism in Eukaryota, Viridiplantae, Streptophyta, Magnoliopsida, Lamiales, Lamiaceae. Gene Ontology annotation, molecular function: oxidoreductase activity; FMN binding.
CAAAAACAAAAAACAAAAACAAAAACAAAGUUAAGAGAGACCAAAUCAGAGUUAUGGCAGCUGAAAAUAAUGAUGUUAUUCCUUUGCUCAGCCCACACAAAAUGGGAGAAUUCUCCCUCUCCCACAGAAUAGUAUUAGCACCUUUAACCCGGGAUCGGUCAUACAACAACAUUCCACAGCCACAUGCUGCCUUGCACUACUCUCAGCGAACUACCAAAGGCGGCCUCCUUAUCGCUGAAGCAGCCGGUGUAUCGGACACUGCUCAAGGGUUACCUGAUACGCCUGGAAUUUGGACAAAGGAGCAUGUUGAGGCAUGGAAACCUAUAGUGGACGCUGUACAUCAAAAGGGUGGUGUUUUCUUCGUGCAGUUGUUGCACGUUGGUCGUGCCUCUACUUAUGAUUACCAGCCAGGUGGCCAAGCUCCAAUCUCAUCGACAGACAAAGGACUGGCCCCUGGCCUACAAAACUAUGCUCCUCCUAGAAAACUAGCCACAGAUGAAAUUCAUGGUAUUGUCAAUGAUUUCAGAUUGGCUGCACGCAACGCUAUUGAAGCAGGAUUCGACGGAGUCGAGAUAAAUGGCGCCAACGGCUACUUGAUCGACCAGUUCACGAAGGAUCAAGUCAACAACAGGACAGACGAAUAUGGAGGGAGCCUAGAGAACAGGUGUCGUUUCGUUCUGGAAGUGGCGGAAGCUGUGAUCGACGAGAUAGGAGCAGGAAGAGUUGGGAUGAGACUGUCUCCGUAUUCAGAUUUCAACGAGGCAGGUGACUCUGAUCCGGACAGGCUUGGCCUCUACUUGGCCAAUGCCUUCAGCAAGCUGGACCUCGUGUACCUCCACGUGAUCGAGCCACGAUCUGUUGGUGCAGAUGUUAUCGAAGGGUGCCCGGAGGGUCAGCUCCUCCCCAUGAGGAAGGCAUUUAAAAACACCUUCAUCGUUGCUGGUGGCUUUGACAGGACUACGGGGAACGAAGUUGUGGCCGAAGGUGGCACGGAUUUGGUAGCGUACGGUCGCAUGUUCUUGGCGAAUCCGGAUUUGCCAAAGAGGUUCCGCUUGGAUGCUCCGCUAAACAAGUAUGACAGGAGCACAUUCUACACUUCUGAUCCUGUUGUUGGCUAUAAUGACUAUCCAUUUCUUGAGCAAGCAUAGGAUACAUGGCGGAUCCAGAAAAUGAAAUCCGUGGGAUUGGAUAUAAUAAAAAAUAAUACUAAUAAAUAUAAUAUUUAAAUAA